Molecule: messenger RNA, 2303 nt
Organism: Neohortaea acidophila
Lineage: Eukaryota; Fungi; Ascomycota; Dothideomycetes; Mycosphaerellales; Teratosphaeriaceae
Product: phenylacetyl-CoA ligase
Exons: 4
Coding region: 238-2019 (593 amino acids)
Molecular function (GO): CoA-ligase activity
Source: RefSeq, a predicted model, not a curated record
UCUUCCGCGGCAAAGGGCGAGCGAGCGACGGUCUAGAUGUAGCUCGAUGUCGCCGCAUUGUACUGACAGGUUGGACCUCUAUCCUUUCUUCCACCAACUCACCCACCUCUCUACGUUCGCUCUUACCUCCUUCUCCUCCUCCGUCUGAUCUUGUUCGUCGAGAGCUACCUCCUCGCGAACCCAUCCCUCCCUCGAUUUCGCUCCCCUUCCCAAUCAACACCAACCAGUCCAUCCACCAUGAAUCCAGACUUCCAAGGGUUCAAACCUCCAUCAUGGAGUCCAGAACUCCCCGAAAUCCCCGACUCCAUCUCGCUCGAGCGAUUCAUGCUCGAUGAGAACUACAGCCGCCAUCCCAUCGGCUACUCCGAGCCGCCCUUCACCUGCGGCGCAACAGGCAAGACGUACAGCGCCUUUGAAGUGAAAGAGCGCGUGAACCACCUGGCGCGCGGGCUGUCCAAAGAGCUUGGCUUCGACCCGCACAAGGGCUCGGAAUGGGACAAGGUGGUGGGCUGCUUCAGUCUCAACACCAUCGACUACCUGACGCUGUGUUGGGCGGUGCACAGGCUCGGUGGCAUUGUUAGCGCCGUCAGCGCUGCCUACGGCCCGAGCGAGCUGGAAUACCAGAUGCAGCAUUCCGGCUGCAAGGCCAUCUUCACUUGCUUGCCGCUGCUCGACACUUGCAAGAAGGGCAUCACCAAAGCCAAGAUCCCUGAUGAUAAGAUCUUCCUUCUCCCCAUGGCGGACAAGUUUACCCAAGGAUUCAAGAACCCUGGCCUCAGGACUGUGGACGACCUGAUCAAAGCCGGCUCCAAGCUUCCCGAGCAAGAGCCCUCCGACGCACGCUGGGAGAGGGGCGAGGGUGCCCGCCGCACCGCCUUCCUCUGCUACAGCAGCGGUACUUCUGGCCUGCCCAAGGGCGUGAUGAUCUCGCAUCGGAACGUCAUUGCCAACACGAUCCAAAUCACCACCCACGAGACCCCGACGCGGGAGAAGAUUAUGCGCGCCAACAACCUGCAAUCCUACACGGAAACCUGCCUCGGCCUCCUCCCCAUGUCGCAUAUCUACGGCUUGGUCGUCAUCUCCCACGUCGGCCCGUAUCGCGGAGACGGCGUCAUCGUCCUUCCAAAAUACGAGUUCAAGGAGCUCCUGCGCGUCGUGCAGGACUACAAGAUCGCUAUGCUGUACCUCGUGCCGCCCAUGAUUAUCCACUUGGUGAAGGAGAAAAAGACAGUCGACCAAUACGAUGUUUCUUCCGUGAGGGCCUGUUUCACCGGCGCUGCACCUCUGGGUCCUGAAACGGCCGAUGCGCUUGGCAAACAGUUCCCCAAAUGGUCUCUUCUCCAAGGAUAUGGCAUGACAGAAACGGCCACCGUAGUCUGCUCCACCCAGCCGCAUGACAUCUGGUUUGGUACUUCGGGCUCCAUUCUACCGGGCUACACCGUGCGCAUCGUCACUCCAGAAGGAAAAGAGGUGACGGAGUAUGGGCAGGUCGGAGAGCUUUGCGCCAAAUCGCCGUCGGUGGUGCUGGGAUACUUGGACAACAAGAAGGCGACUGACGAGACUUUCGUGGAGUUUGCUGACGGACGGUAUUGCAAGACGGGAGACGAGGCGAUGAUUAAUAGGAGCAAGGAGGGACAUGAUCACGUCACCAUCACGGACAGAAUCAAGGAAUUGAUCAAAGUCAAAGGCAACCAGGUCGCUCCAGCCGAACUCGAAUCCCAUCUCCUCGCCCACCCGGCCGUCAACGACUGCGUCGUCAUCGGCAUCCCCAGCGAGCGCGAAGGCGAAGUGCCCAAAGCCUUCGUCGUCAAAGACGCCAGCGUCAAAGACAAGUCCGACGACGAAAUCAGCAAGGCGAUCCAAAAGCACGUCGCGGACCACAAGACGGAUUACAAGAAGUUGCGGGGCGGGGUGGAGUUCAUCGAUGUCGUGCCUAAGAGUGCGAGCGGAAAGAUUUUGAGAAGGUUGUUGCGGGAUCAGGAGAAGGCGAAGCUGAAGAAGAAGGGGCCGAAGUUGUGAGGGCGGCGGAUGUACUCGUGGUGGAAGUGGGGGGGCUGGUGCGUGGAGCUUUUCGGAUGUUCGUUUGAUUUGCUAGAUAUAUGGCGAGGUACAUGGAUCGAAUGUCGAACGUAUUGACUUUGUUGAGGAUAUACAUGAACAAUGGCGACCUGCAUCGUGAGGCUGCAAGGCUGUGGUGGGGAUCCAUUGCUUCGUCAGGCUGACAAAGGUUGGCCUUACGUCGAUCUCUACUCCCUUUUUCUGUUUUCGGCUCUAUGCUUGAUCAUGUAACAUGACUAGCCGGU